Gopherus flavomarginatus (Mexican gopher tortoise) is the source of this 5207-nucleotide messenger RNA. RefSeq names its product complement C3-like. The record is from RefSeq and is a predicted model, not a curated record. The transcript has 41 exons. Gene Ontology annotation, cellular component: extracellular region. Gene Ontology annotation, molecular function: protein binding; endopeptidase inhibitor activity. Bases 48 to 5018 code for a protein of 1656 amino acids. Lineage: Eukaryota; Metazoa; Chordata; Testudines; Testudinidae.
UAAAUAGCCCAGGAGGAGCUAUUUCUCCUGACCCUCCUGUCCUCACCAUGGGGGGCUCUGCUCUCUACCUGGUGGCCGUGUUUGCUUUCUACUUCCCGGCUGUUUCUCACAGCCAACUCUACUCCCUGAUCACACCCAACGUCCUGCGGGUGGAGAGUGAAGAGAAGGUCGUGGUGGAAGCCCAUGGCCUCAGUGCCCCAGUCGCAGUUACAAUCAUCGUGCAGGACUUCCCGUUUAAGAAAAACAUCUUAUACCAGGUCCAAACCAACCUCAACAAGGAGAAUGGGAUGAUGGGCACAGCCAUAAUAAAGGUUCCAACCAAAGACAUAAAGAAGGAUUCCAAACAAAACCAGUAUGUUGUGGUCAAGGCUACGUUCCCUCAGCAAACCCUGGAGAAAGUGGUUCUGGUCCAUUUCCACAGUGGAUACAUCUUUAUCCAGACAGACAAAACCAUCUAUACACCCGGGUCUACAGUCCUCUACCGGAUCUUCACUGUGGGUCACAAACUGGAACCGGUGUCUAAGACAGUGAUCGUGGAGUUUGAGACCCCUGAGUCCAUUAUUGUCAAGCAGAUUCCCAUCUCCGCCCCCUUGAAAUCAGGCAUCUUCUCCCUGAGCCAUAACUUGCCGGAGAUUAUCAGUCUGGGAACCUGGAAGAUCACAGCCAAGUAUGAAGACUCCCCUCAGCAGACCUUCAGUGCACAAUUUGAUGUUAAGGAGUACGUGUUGCCAAGUUUCGAAGUCAUAUUGGAACCAUCUGAGAAGUUUUUAUACAUCGAUAGCAAUGAAGACUUCAGGGUUUCUAUCACUGCGAAGUACCUAUAUGGGAAAAAACUAGAUGGCUAUGCCUUUGUCCUCUUUGGGGUGAAGAUGGAUGAUGAGAAGAGGAGUAUCCCACAGUCUCUCAAGAGAAUCUCGAUAGAAGACGGAGAUGGGGAAGCAACGCUGACCAGAGCGAUGCUGCAGGCUCGGUUUGCCAACCUGAACGAACUGGUUGGCCACUCGCUCUACAUCUCUGUCACCGUUUUGACAGAAUCUGGCAGCGACAUGGUUGAAGCAGAGAGAACCGGAAUUAACAUUGUGAUAUCUCCCUAUCAGAUCCACUUCACAAAAACACCCAAGUACUUCAAGCCAGGGAUGCCAUUUGAACUCAUGGUCUACGUCACAAACCCCGAUGGCUCUCCAGCCCCCCGUGUCCCAGUACAGGCUGAAGGAUUCCAGUCAGCUGGGUCCACCCAGAGAGAUGGAACUGCCAAGCUGAUUAUAAACAUGCCCGGGAAUAAGCAACAGGUUCCCAUCAUGGUAAAAACUGCCCAUCCCAACCUCCCAGCAAACCGCCAGGCCUCUAAGUCCAUGGUGGCUGAAGCCUAUCAGUCCCAAGGAGGGUCUCAAAACUAUCUCCAUCUGGCGGUGACGGCUUCUGAGCUCAAACCUGGAGACAACUUACCUGUGAACUUCCACCUGAAGAGCAACAAUCCAGCUGUUCUGAACCAGAUCCAGUAUUUCACCUAUAUAAUCCUGAACAAAGGGAAGAUCAUUCGUGCAGGGAGACAGGCCAGGCUGGCGGGACAAAAUCUGGUGACCAUGUCCCUGCCCAUCACUCCAGACCUCAUCCCUUCAUUCCGCAUCGUGGCUUAUUACCAAGUAGGAAAUUCGGAGAUUGUAGCAGACUCGGUCUGGCUGGAUAUCCAGGACACUUGCAUGGGAACGCUAGUGGUGAAAGGAGCCUCCAACGAAGACGACAGGAGAAUCCAUGAGCCAGGAACGCCAAUGAAACUCAAGCUGGAAGGAGAUCACAGAGCUUAUGUCGGCCUGGUGGCUGUGGACAAAGGUGUCUACGUUCUGAACAAAAAGCACAAAAUUACACAAUCUAAGAUCUGGGACUCGGUGGAGAAGAGUGACAUUGGCUGUACAGCUGGCAGUGGAAAGAACAAUCUGGGGGUAUUUACGGAUGCUGGACUGGCCCUGGAGACAAGCAAUAGGAUUUCCACCACCCAGAGAACAGAUCCAGAGUGUCCACAGCCAGCAAAACGCCGGCGCCGCUCCGUUCAGCUCAUUGAGUAUAAGGCAAUCAAAACGGCAGAUUACCAGGACCGGAAGCUGAAGAAAUGCUGUGAAGACGGGAUGCAUGAGAACCCCAUGGGGCACAGCUGCGAGAAGCGGGUUGGGUACAUCCUGGAUACGGAUGAAUGCAAGAAGACCUUCCUCGACUGCUGCAAUUAUAUCAAGACCAUACGUGACAAGCUGCAGCGGGAGCUCCAUCUGGAACUUGCAAGAAGUGAUCUGGAUGAAGAUUUCAUGUCUGACGAAGAUAUUACCUCAAGGAGCCAGUUUCCAGAGAGCUGGCUGUGGCAAGUGGAGCAACUGACUGAGCGACCAAAUGAACUGGGAAUUUCUUCCAAGACGGUGUCCAUUUUCCUGAAGGAUUCCAUCACCACCUGGGAAGUCCUGGCUGUGAGCCUUUCAGAGACCAAAGGGAUCUGUGUGGCUCACCCCUAUGAGAUAACAGUAAUGAAAGAUUUUUUCAUCGACCUCCGUCUGCCCUACUCUGUAGUGAGGAAUGAGCAGGUGGAAAUCCGGGCUAUUCUCUACAACUAUCGGGAACAAACAAUUAAGGUCCGGCUGGAGCUGAUGCACAACCCAGUUUUCUGCAGCGCAUCCACUUCCAAGGCUAAAUACCGGCAGAUCCUUAACAUCAAAGCCAAGUCCUCCCUGGCUGUGCCAUUAGUGAUUGUCCCAUUGCAGCUGGGAUCUCAUGACAUUGAGGUCAAGGCAGCGGUGUGGGGCAGUUUUGUGUCUGAUGGCGUGAAGAAGAAACUGAAGGUUGUGCCGGAAGGGAUGAGGAUGUCCAAAACAGUUAAGUCUGUAGUACUGGAUCCAUCUGCGAAAGGACCAGGGGGAGUCCAGGAAGAGAAGGUGAAAGCGGCAGAUAUAGAUGACAGGGUUCCAGACACAGAAUCGGAGACCAAAGUCAGCAUCCAAGGAAACCCUGUGACAAUCAUUGUCGAAAACUCCAUCGACGGGGCCAACCUGAAGCACCUCAUUGUGACACCGUCUGGUUGCGGGGAACAGAACAUGAUCGGCAUGACCCCCCCGGUCAUCGCCACCAUCUACCUGGACAGCACCGAGCAGUGGGAAAGGAUUGGGGUGGAACGUAGGGCGGAAGCCAUCAAGUUGAUCAUGCAAGGUUACACGCAGCAGAUGGUUUACAAAAAACCCGACUUCUCAUACGCCGCUUUCAAAGACCGGCCAGCAAGCACUUGGCUGACGGCGUAUGUGGUGAAGGUCUUUGCCAUGGCUAAGAAACUGGUGCCCAUUGAAAACCAAGUUGUCUGUGGGGCAGUGAAAUGGCUGAUCCUGGAAAAGCAGAAACCAGACGGAGUCUUCCAAGAAGAUGCCCCUGUAAUCCACGGAGAGAUGGUUGGAGGGUACAAGGGUGCUGAGCCUGACGUCUCUUUAACGGCUUUUGUGUUGAUUGCAUUGGAAGAGGCCAAGGAAAUCUGCAAAGAUCAAGUCAACAGUUUGGAAGGCAGCAUCAGCAAAGCCGCUGACUACUUAGCCCAAAGGUACCAGUCUCUAUCCAGACCUUACACUAUGGCUCUUGCAUCCUAUGCCUUAGCGAUGGUGGGGAAACUGAACACCGAGAAAGCACUCAUGAAAGCUUCGACAGGGGGAAAUCGCUGGGAAGAGCGAAACGCCCGCACCUUCAACAUAGAGGGCACCUCGUACGCCUUGCUGGCCUUGCUGAAAAUGAAGAAAUAUGAGUUGGCCGGUCCCAUAGUCAGAUGGCUGAGAGAGCAGAACUACUACGGAGGAGGAUAUGGAUCUACCCAAGCGACCAUCAUGGUGUUCCAGGCUCUUGCGCAGUACCAGAUAGACGUUCCGCAGCAGAAAGACAUGGAUUUGGACAUUUCUAUUCUCCUGCCACGCCGUGCUAGUCCGAUAAACUACAAAAUCAUAAACCAGAAUGCUCUGGUGGCCAGAACAGCAGAGACCAAAUGGAAUGAAGAGAUCACUGUGAAGGCAGAAGGAACUGGACAAGGGACCUUAACCGUAAUGACGAUUUAUAAUGCAAAGCUACCGGAGGAUGAAUCUCAGUGUAAGAAGUUUGACCUGAGGGUAUCGGUCGAAGAAGCCCGGGGGGUUAAGAAGCCGGAAGGAGCCAUGCGUUCAGUCUAUAUUAAAAUCUGCGUCAGAUUCCUCGGUGUGGUUGAUGCCACAAUGUCCAUCGUCGAUGUCUCCAUGCUCACUGGCUUCUCACCGGACGUGGAAGAUCUUAAGAGACUUUCCCAAGGGGUCGACAGAUACAUUUCCAAGUUUGAAAUCGACAAAGCGCCAUCCGACAGAGGCAACCUCAUGAUCUACCUGGACAAGGUUUCUCACAGAGAGGAUGAAUGCCUGCAGUUUAAAGCUCACCAGUAUUUCGAAGUUGGUCUCAUUCAGCCGGCAUCCGUCACAGUCUACGACUAUUACACCAUAGAUGACCGGUGCACCAAGUUCUACCACCCGUCUAAAGAGGGUGGGCUCUUCAAUAAGAUCUGUCAUGGGGAAGUCUGCCGGUGUGCAGAAGAAAACUGCUUCAUGCAGCAGAAAAUAGAGGGUCCCAUCACCCUGAACAAGCGAAUGGAGGAAGCCUGUCAGCCUGGAGUGGAUUAUGUGUAUAAAACCAGGCUUGUUAGAAGUGAAGAAGUGGGUGGUUCUGACUACUACACCAUGAAAAUUCUGGAUAUCAUUAAAGCAGGGACUGAUGAAAAUCCACAAGGAAAAACCCGCCAAUUCAUCAGCCACAUAAAAUGCAGGGAGUCUCUGAGGCUGGAGCUUAACAAAGACUACUUGAUCUGGGGACUCAACACCGACUUGUGGCCCAGGAAAGCUGAGUUAUCCUAUAUCAUUGGCAAGGACACCUGGAUCGAGAAGUGGCCCAACGAGGACGAAUGCCAGGAGCCAGACUUCCAGAAACUCUGCCAAGAAUUCCUUGAGUUCUCUGAAGCCAUGACUAUGUUUGGCUGCCCAACCUAAACUUGGACCCAGUUUUCCCAGCAGCCCCAAUGGAACAGUAUGAGCUGAGAUGGAACAUCACACUCAGGUGGAGACAUCUCCACUCAGAGCCCCAAUGCUGCUGACACUCGCCACUAGCCCUGUCCUCUUUGGGGGUUUCACUCUCUUUUCUUCUUAUUGUUUCUAUAUAUAUAAAAGGCUGAUUUGUUA